AUGUUGGCGGUCUUCUUUGUCCGCGUCAGCAUGCCCCACCCCCGACCCUCGGAUGCUUUCCGGGUUCCCCGGAUUCCGAGCUCCGAACAGUUUCUGAUUAUUAUUGUGUUUGAAACCGACGGGGAACUGCCUGAUCCACUGAAACCCGCUCCCAAGAAGGGCGCCAAGAAAGCUCUGUCCAAACCGGCGAGCAAGUCUGGCAAGAAGCGCAAGAGGUCGAGGAAGGAGAGUUACAAAGUGCUGAAGCAGGUUCACCCCGACACCGGCAUCUCCUCCAAGGCCAUGAGCAUCAUGAAUUCAUUCGUGAACGAUAUCUUCGAGCGCAUCGCGGGUGAGGCUUACCGCCUGGCCGACUACAACAAGCGGUCCACCAUCAGCUCCCGGGAGAUCCAGACCGCCGUGCGCCUGCUGCUGCCCGGGGACCUGGCCAAGCACGCCGUGUCCGAAGGAACAAUGGCAGUGACCAAGUACACCAGCUCCAACUGA
Messenger RNA from Hypanus sabinus (Atlantic stingray), 486 nucleotides. RefSeq names its product histone H2B-like. Gene Ontology annotation, molecular function: protein heterodimerization activity; structural constituent of chromatin; DNA binding. The transcript has 2 exons. The record is from RefSeq and is a predicted model, not a curated record. Gene Ontology annotation, cellular component: nucleosome. NCBI's taxonomy places the organism in Eukaryota, Metazoa, Chordata, Chondrichthyes, Myliobatiformes, Dasyatidae. Bases 1 to 486 code for a protein of 161 amino acids.